AUGAGUUCUGUUCAAACUCGCAGUGGAGCGACAAGUGCUGGCACCAAGGUUGACGCCGGCAAAAACGCUCCAGUUACUCGCGAAGGUGCAGGCCGUGUCCCUGAUGAAUCCUUAGCCGCAGAGUCCUACAGAGCUGAGGGUGAAUUCACCCAGAACCGCAACGCUGAACCCGAUGGCCCCAAUGCUGGGCCAACGGGACAGUCAUCUGGUACCAUGCCUCGCUCCUAUGCGGGUGAGGCACCUUCAUAUGUCAAUAACCAAUACAUUUCGGAUAAGAACGGACCGCACGGAAAGAAUCUGAAAGAAGGCGGUUUCAAUGACAGAGAUGUACAAGAUGGCGUCAAAAAGGCAUUCAACUCAGAGCCUGGUUCUAUCAACGAUCCUAGCAGAUUAGCAGAAGUUCAAUUUGAGCAAGUCAAGGCAGCAACGCCUCGAGUGGCUUCUACUAGGGAAAGUGAGUUGAAGACUGGCACAGCAUAUGAUGGGUUGGACCGAGAUGUCAACGCUUAG
Pochonia chlamydosporia 170 is the source of this 510-nucleotide messenger RNA. RefSeq lists its product as hypothetical. NCBI's taxonomy places the organism in Eukaryota, Fungi, Ascomycota, Sordariomycetes, Hypocreales, Clavicipitaceae. The transcript is spliced from 2 exons. Bases 1 to 510 code for a protein of 169 amino acids. The record is from RefSeq and is a predicted model, not a curated record.